Protopolystoma xenopodis is the source of this 426-nucleotide messenger RNA. The record is from the annotation of a GenBank genome assembly. NCBI's taxonomy places the organism in Eukaryota, Metazoa, Platyhelminthes, Monogenea, Polystomatidea, Polystomatidae.
AUGACAAAAAAGGGCCUGGUAUUCCUUGAAAAUUCACAUUUGCCCUGUGACCCAAAAGGCGCUCAUGGCAGUGUCAAGUUCCCAUCCUGCACUGUCGCGGUUCGACUUCCGCUGAGGGUGAUUAUAAGACCGAUGCGAGGUCGAAAUUGCAGUCAACUCCCCAUUGAAUGGUCAAGUCCCGCUGGGGGUGUUGAUAAGACCGAUGCUAGGUCGAAACUGCAGUCCACUUCAGUCCACUGUCGCUGUUCGAAUCUUUCUGAGGGUGUUGAUAAGACCAAUUCGAGGUCGAAACUGCAGUCCACUGUCGCGGUUCGAAUCCCGCUGAGGGUGUUAACUGCAGUCCACCUCGGCCGUCGCGGUUCGAAUCCCGCUGAGGGUGUUGAUAAGACCAAUGCGAGGUCGAAACUGCAGACCACUGGUGCCUAG